GUGAGGACUGCAGUGCGAGCUGAGCGGGAACAGCCCCUUGCCAUGGCUGAGGCCCCAGAGGCACGGAAUGCUCCGAAUGCCAGCGGCUGAGCGAGCCACGGGGGCUGCUGCUGGACGAGCGAGAAAGCCAGCAGGAGCAUUUCAGGCACGGCAAGGACAGCCCAUCGCUCUGCCCGCUCCCGCUGCUGCUUCCUUCGCUCCCGCCCACAGUCGAUUCCGGCAGCUCUCUUAUCUCGGGGCUGCCACGUCCUCUCCGACUCUUCCUCACUCAGCGAACACGCAGCUUGCUCUCGCCAUGCACCUCGCACAUCUCAUCCUCAGCGUCUUCCUGGCACAGCUCCUGGGCAUCAAGGGGCAGAUCACGGUCACUCAGGAAGAUGGACAAGUCAUGGUGAAACAGGGACACACAUUCCACACCACCUGCAAUUACCAGAGCAGUGGUUUUAAUGCCUUGCUCUGGUACCAGCUGCGGAAAGGCCAAGCCCCCCAGCUGCUCUCCUAUCAAGCAGGGACUGGCCCCAGGCACAUCGGCCGUAUCAGCACGCACCUGAACACCACGGGGAAAUACAGUGUCCUGAAGGUGGAGGAAGUGGAGGGCUCUGACAGUGCCCUGUACCUCUGUGCUGUGCAAGACACCCUGGUGCAGGGAGCUUCCUCGGCUGUGCAACAACCCAGGGGAGGGAGGGAGGGGAGGGAAUUCCCUGCCGAUGCCAGGGACACCGAGCACUGCUCUGGCCCUGCACAGCACAGAGCAGCAGAUUCCCCGGCUCAGAAGGAGCCCGAGUAG
This is a messenger RNA of Cinclus cinclus, 787 nucleotides long. RefSeq lists its product as uncharacterized. The record is from RefSeq and is a predicted model, not a curated record. Gene Ontology annotation, molecular function: peptide antigen binding. The transcript has 3 exons. Lineage: Eukaryota; Metazoa; Chordata; Aves; Passeriformes; Cinclidae. Bases 68 to 787 code for a protein of 239 amino acids.